Rotaria sordida is the source of this 534-nucleotide messenger RNA. Lineage: Eukaryota; Metazoa; Rotifera; Eurotatoria; Philodinida; Philodinidae. The record is from the annotation of a GenBank genome assembly.
AUGGACGAGAAUGGAUCUCUCUAUGUGGCUGACCAGCAAAAACAUGAAGUGAGACGAUAUAGAAUUGGUGAUACUGAAGAAACAGUGGUUGCAGGUGGCAAUGGAAAAGGAAAUCGUCCUGAUCAACUCAAUGAACCCCACUACCUAUUUGUCGAUCGAAAUCAUUCAGUGUACGUGUCUGAUACGGGAAAUCGUCGUGUGAUGAAAUGGGAGGAAGGUGCAAAACAAGGCAUUAUCGUAGCUGGUGGUCAAGGACUAGGACAUAAUCUUACACAAUUGGAUGAUCCUGCAGGAAUUGCUGUCGAUCAAUUAGGUACUAUUUAUGUGACUGAUUGGGAGAAUCAUCGAAUCAUGCGUUGGCCAAAAGGAGCCACACAGGGAAGUAUCCUUGCCGGUGGGAAUGGUGUAGGAGAACAGUCAAAUCAAUUAAAUCUUCCCUUUGGUUUAUCAUUCGAUCAACACGGCAAUCUCUAUAUUGCCGAUACAGGAAAUCAUCGAGUGCAAAAAUUUAAUAUUGAAGAGACGACAAAUUAA